This is a messenger RNA of Colletes gigas, 1312 nucleotides long. RefSeq names its product nuclear migration protein nudC (gene nudC). Gene Ontology annotation, cellular component: cytoplasm. Lineage: Eukaryota; Metazoa; Arthropoda; Insecta; Hymenoptera; Colletidae. Gene Ontology annotation, biological process: protein folding. The record is from RefSeq and is a predicted model, not a curated record. The transcript has 7 exons. Bases 114 to 1124 code for a protein of 336 amino acids.
CAGUAGAAACGUGGUGUAGCAACAAAGUGUGCUGGUUUUUAACGUCAGUGCUGAGCAUUUAAAGUCUGUUAUUUGGUACACGGUAAUUAGUAUUCUGUAUAAUUUGAAGCAGGAUGUCGGAAAACGAGAAGAAAUUCGACAGAAUGCUGCUGGCAAUGACUCAGCAACACGAGGGCGGUGCACAAGAGCUCCUAGACACGAUCUUCAGUUUUCUCGCGAGAAAAACGGAUUUCUAUACGGGAGGAGGCGAAGGAGCUGCAGAAAAGCUUGUUACCAGUAACUUCAAAAAAUACGAAGCUACGGCUCUUGCUAAGGCUGCCACAGAGAAAGCAGAGCGCGCUGAACAAGAAAGGAGACGUAAAGAAAAGCUUGAAAAGAAGAAAAGAGAGGAGAAAGCAGCAGCAGAGGAACAGAUGAAUUCUGAAUCCAAAAUUGUUGAAUUAACCGACGAACAGGCUAUUAAAUUACAAGAGGAAAUAGAUAAUAAAAAAGCAGCAAAGCAGGUACCCGCGAUACCUGGUCCUAGCGGCGAUAAUAGCGAUAGCAACAAGAAAGAGGAUAACUUGGAGGAUGAGGAAGAAGACGAAAAAGAAAAGAACAAACUCAGACCUAACAGUGGGAACGGUGCGGAUUUGCCAAACUACAAAUGGACUCAGACGCUUCAGGAUGUGGAGAUUAGAGUACCGCUAAAAGGAAUCUAUCCAAUUCGACCUAACGACGUCUCAGUGUUGAUCACGUUAAGACACUUGACUGUCGGUAUAAAGGGUCAACCGCCGAUCAUCGACGGCAAUUUUCCACACGAGGUCAAAGUCGAAGAAUCUACCUGGGUCAUCGAGGACGGAAAAGUGCUACUACUUAACCUGGAAAAGGUAAACAAAAUGCAGUGGUGGGCGCAUGUGGUGACCUGCGAUCCGGAAAUUAGCACGAAGAAAGUGAACCCUGAACCCAGCAAGCUGUCGGAUCUCGACGGUGAAACCAGAGGUUUGGUGGAGAAGAUGAUGUACGACCAGAGACAAAAGGAGUUAGGCCUACCAACAUCAGACGAGCAGAAGAGACAGGACGUUAUUAAAAAGUUCAUGGAGCAGCAUCCUGAAAUGGAUUUCUCAAAAUGCAAAUUCAAUUGAAACGGUCCGAUCCAACGGAGAGUGUUCGUUCGGGUUGUCGUUAUCCACUGGAAAAAAAAAUACGAAUAUAUCGAAGCACUGUCCGUGUCAGGAAAAAUCCAGCUAAGCUCCUAUUUUCCACGGUAAAUUUCGUAUAAUUUAAUAAAAAGUAUAAAAUAAAAUAGAUCGUUGGGCCGUGUAAACCUUUA